Molecule: messenger RNA, 571 nt
Organism: Amyelois transitella
Lineage: Eukaryota; Metazoa; Arthropoda; Insecta; Lepidoptera; Pyralidae
Exons: 3
Coding region: 83-571 (162 amino acids)
Source: RefSeq, a predicted model, not a curated record
UAGAGUCAGCACUGUUUUGCUCCUUGGAGUUUUUGCCAUCCAACUGGCCACUUGCCAUCGGAUUGCAAGAUCACCCGACAAAAUGGAAAUCGAGACCCCGGACUACUCUUCAAACAGAGGCAACAGAACUGAGGAGUUCAACGACAAGCGGGAUGAGGAGGAGCAGUACUGGGAAGGAGAGAGAGAGAAAUAUAAGGACAAGGAGGAAGAAAGAUAUGAAAACGCUGGAGAAAAUCGAGAACAAAACAGAGAGGAAGCCCAUGACAGAUACGACAGUGAGACAGAACACUACGAACAACAACAAGAUGCUUACAACAACGAAAUGAAAGAGUCUUACAACAACAACGCCGACAACAUGCACUCACACCACGAAGCAAACGAGGAACAUUACAACAAUCAACCGGACAGGACUGAUUUUGAGAAUAAUGAUGAUGCUGAUGAUAUGCAAAAUGAUCUUAAUGAUAAAGGAGAUAGAUAUGGCGAUAAGGGAGCUGAAUAUGCUAAUGACAGAAAAGAUCAAGCGGAUAAUUACGAAAUGAAAGGACCAUCAUUCAACUAUGAUAGAGAUUAA